Engraulis encrasicolus (European anchovy) is the source of this 1970-nucleotide messenger RNA. It is a transcript of the gene slc25a17, whose product is annotated as solute carrier family 25 member 17. Bases 385 to 1338 code for a protein of 317 amino acids. Lineage: Eukaryota; Metazoa; Chordata; Actinopteri; Clupeiformes; Engraulidae. Gene Ontology annotation, molecular function: AMP transmembrane transporter activity; NAD transmembrane transporter activity; FMN transmembrane transporter activity. The transcript is spliced from 9 exons. Gene Ontology annotation, cellular component: peroxisomal membrane. Gene Ontology annotation, biological process: transmembrane transport. The record is from RefSeq and is a predicted model, not a curated record.
AUUUGAAAAUCCCGCCCUCCUCACUAGCGCUUCGAAAGGUAGCCUAUGCACUGUCAAUUGAAACGCCCAGACAAUGCGGUCUUUGUCGUGAGCAACAUUUUGUUAUCUUGAGCUUGGUUCAGGAAAUUGUGACACGAGAGUGGCCCGAGAUGCAGUUGGACACGACCAUGGCACUUCGUAAGAAUUUAUCUAUUCAAACUGGCUUGGUGCUAUUGGCCAGAGACGACCUGGAAGUGAAACAGUAACCACAUAGGCAUAGGACAUUCCCAGCAGCUCACAACACUUGCUACACUGUAGCCAACGCUCCUUGUAUAUUCGAAAGAUUGUGUCAAUUUACUCUCAAGAAACUUGUUACAUAGCCUGUAUACUUUGGAGUUUGGACAAAUGGCGCCAGCAGACCAAGUCGCCGACGUUUUUUCUUACGAAAGCCUGGUGCAUGCAGUUGCAGGCGCUAUGGGCAGUGUCACCGCAAUGACAGUAUUCUUCCCUCUCGACACUGCACGUUUACGACUACAAGUGGAUGAAAAUAGGAAAUCCCGCUCGACUCCAGCCAUACUGGCAGAGAUCAUAAAAGAGGAAGGAUUACUGGCUCCGUACAGAGGAUGGUUCCCCGUCAUCUGCAGCCUCUGCUGCUCCAACUUCGUCUACUUCUACUGCUUCCAUAGCCUGAAGGCCAGCUGGCAGCAGGGUCACCGGGCCAGCCCAGGGAAGGACCUCUUCAUCGGCAUCGUAGCAGGAAUAGUGAAUGUCUUGGUAACAACUCCCCUGUGGGUGGUCAACACUAGACUGAAGCUGCAGGGGGCAAAAUUCCGCAAUACGGAUAUACGGCAGACUCACUACAAAGGCAUGCUGGAUGCCUUUUCCCAGAUCGUGCAGGAUGAGGGAGUUGGAGCCCUGUGGAACGGCACAUUCCCCUCCCUGCUCCUGGUCCUGAACCCUGCAGUGCAGUUCAUGAUCUACGAGGGCCUGAAGAGGCAACUGAGGAUGGGCAUCCACAGAGAGUUGUCUGCUUCAGAAGUGUUUGUCAUCGGUGCGAUUGCAAAGGCUGUUGCAACAACAGUGACGUACCCCCUGCAAACAGUACAGUCCAUUCUCAGAUUCGGCCAACAUAGACAACAGGCAGAGCAGUCCAGGCUGAUGAGCAGCUUAAAAGGAGUCACAUACCUGCUGCACAACAGGAUCCGAAAAUACGGUGUGAUGGGUCUGUUUAAAGGCCUGGAGGCCAAACUCCUGCAGACGGUCCUGACGGCGGCCCUGAUGUUCCUGAUCUAUGAGAAGAUUGCCGGCUUCACCUUCAAAGCCAUGGGAGUGAGGAGACCCAUGUCCAGUCGAAGAUGACAUCAUCAUCAUCAUCAACAACAACAACAACUACAUUCCUUUUUGUAGUGCUAGCGCUUUUCAAAACAUCCUAAGCGCUGUGCCAUGAAAGUGAUGAGGUCUGUGGUCAGUUUUGAAUGGAUGCCUGGGAAUUGCCACUUCAGCCUGGUCUUGCCACACGUUUGUAAUCAUUUAUUUCACGCAGAGGGUCUGGAAUGGCUGAAUUAAGAAGCGUUUGCUAGAGGAAGGGGUGAAACUCUUACACUGAUUAGCUGGUUGUGUGGUAACACAAGACUAAACCCCUCCAACACCACCUGGCUCAGAUGUAAUGUCGAAGGGAAAAGAAAUCAGCUUAUAACUUGCAUCUGACAAGGUCAGGAUAGUGCCACUUAUCAUUGUGUUAGUGUUACAUUGUUCUUGUUUCUGUAUUUGUAUUUGUGUUUUUUUUUGUUAACAAAAACGACUAAGCAUAUUGAGCUGUCUGUGGUACUGGGUCUGAGGUGUAGGCCUACUGAAGGUGCUAAUGAACUGCAUUGACCUGAGAUUGUCUGACAAUAUAUUCUGUAUAUUUAUUCAGCUCGUCUGACUAACAAGCUUUGACAUCUGAUCUUUUGUCACCAUGAAUAAAAGAUUGUGGCGCUUUUGAAAAUCAA